AUGGGUCUGAUCACAGGACUAUGUACUUUUUUGUUCCACUUACCUCAGAUUUACAAAUGGCUUCUGAAACCUUAUUAUAUCACGUCGUUCCUCAUGACCGUCGCCUUCCUGGUAGUCCGAAAGGCUCCAGGUCUGUGCGAGCACCUGGCGACCCAGAGGGAGGACGGCAACUCCUGCGACUUUGACUGGAGAGAAGUGGAGAUUCUUAUGUUUCUGAGUGCAAUAGUGAUGAUGAAGAACAGGAGAGCUAUCACACUGGAGCAGCACAUAGGCAACUUGUUCAUGUUCAGUAAAGUGGCCAACGUCAUCCUCUUCUUCAGGCUGGACAUUCGGCUGGGCAUCCUUUACGUCUCCCUGUGUGUCGCAUUCCUCAUGACCUGUAAGCCGCCGCUUUACAUGGGCCCUGAAUACAUCAAGUACUUCAGUGACACGACCAUCGAUGAGGAGCUGCAGAAAGACAGUCGUGUCACCUGGAUUGUUGAAUUCUACGCCAACUGGUCCUCUGAUUGCCAGUCGUUUGCUCCCGUCUUUGCCGACCUUUCUCUCAAGUACAACUGUGCUGGACUCAGGUUUGGGAAGGUGGACAUUGGACGCUAUGGAGAGGUUUCACAGAGGUACAAGGUCAGUACCUCUCCUCUGGCAAAGCAGCUGCCCUCGCUAGUGCUUUUCCAAGGUGGGCGGGAAAUUAUGAGACGUCCCAUGGUGGACAGUAAAGGGAGAGCUGUAUCUUGGACCUUCAAUGAUGAGAACAUCAUCCGAGAGUUUAACCUCAACGAGCUCUUCCAGAAGUCGAAGAAGCUGAACAAAGGCCGAGAGUUAAAAGAAGAGGAGCAGAACGGCUCUAAGCCAGAGGAGGGCAUCGACGAGCUCAGUGCUGAGCAGCCCACAGAGAGCAAGAAAGACCAGUGAGGGUGAUUCAGAGAGGGGCUGCAUGGAAUCGGUCAUUUUGUACUAAAAUUGCCAUGCCAUAUGAUAUUAAGGAAGUCCAUAAUACCAUGGAAUGGAGAGAGGAAAAUAGAUUCAACCAACACUAGAUGUCAUCGCUACAUGAAGUCUUCACUGUGGCAAUUAAAUACCCCAAAAAGGCUGGACCACAUUUUCCUGGUGUGACUCGGUAUGAUGCAGAUGAGCACUGAUUUGGACAUUUUAUUACAGACCUUAAGUUAUUUAAGAAAAUGCCUUUUUUUUGUAAUGAUCAUUUUGUUUUUGCUACCUUCAGCAACAUCUCAUUACUGCGUGUAAUCUUUGCUGCCUGUAUUUUGCAACUACAGUGUUUACUGAUGUGUCGUACGUCAAAACAAAGUCAUAGCUGAAAUUGAAAUUAAAAAAGGGUGUAAAAUUAA
This is a messenger RNA of Acanthopagrus latus (yellowfin seabream), 1343 nucleotides long. RefSeq names its product thioredoxin-related transmembrane protein 2a (gene tmx2a). The transcript has 8 exons. Gene Ontology annotation, molecular function: disulfide oxidoreductase activity. Bases 1 to 909 code for a protein of 302 amino acids. Gene Ontology annotation, cellular component: membrane-bounded organelle. The record is from RefSeq and is a predicted model, not a curated record. Gene Ontology annotation, biological process: brain development. NCBI's taxonomy places the organism in Eukaryota, Metazoa, Chordata, Actinopteri, Spariformes, Sparidae.